Messenger RNA from Helicoverpa armigera (cotton bollworm), 1110 nucleotides. Its product is annotated as IQ and AAA domain-containing protein 1-like. Lineage: Eukaryota; Metazoa; Arthropoda; Insecta; Lepidoptera; Noctuidae. The record is from RefSeq and is a predicted model, not a curated record. The annotation marks the transcript as partial. The transcript has 8 exons.
AGAUCUCAAGCAGCCAAGCGAACGGCUUUCCAUCUAGAAAAACACCCAGACGCACCUAUAGAGAUGAAGAUGAAAGCUGGAAGGUUGAUACAGAAGGUUUACAGGGAGUACAUGAAAAUAAAGCGAGAAAGAGUUAAAGAUACAAAGAGAGAUAUCUUACUAGGACUCAUACCGGACCCGUUUAGAAGUGGGCCCAGUUUCUUUGAAGAAAAUAAUAAGGUGUACGAAAGACGUAGACAGACAAGACUUAAGAUUACCAAGGCAUAUCUUAAAGAGCUGGAGAGGGAGAACAUCAGGCUGUUGACCUUCAGGAAGGGAGACCAGAUUGAUGACAUCACUGAUGAGAUCAGGACCUGGUUUAAAGAAUGGUUCUACGGCUACAACUACUUUCCUGAAUUCCCGUACGAGAUUGAAGGUGGAACGAUCCUGGUUGUCAGAGGGGACUUCCCAACUGUGCAGGAAAAGUUGGAAGACGAUGAGAAAAAGCUUGCCGAGUCUAAAGGAAGGACGCCAGACCAGAUAAAAGAAGAGAAAGCCCGAGCGAAAGAAGACGCCAAACUAAAAGCCCAGUUAGCGAAAGAAGCGAAGAAGAAGGAAGAAGAGACCUUGGUGAAGGCCAGAUGUAAUCCAUUCACUGAUCCAGGGUAUAGGCUGCAGGAGUCUCAUGUCAUGCACAGUUUGAUGGAGGCUUUAAGAAACUAUCGAUCAUCAUGGUCACUAUUUGACGAGUUACCAGCGGAGAACUAUGGGGAUGUGAUCUACGGUUAUAUGAAGCCCCUCCUCACUGAGGAGUUAAUGAAGGAAAUCCAUCUGGACUGCAGGAAAUAUGUCGAUGAAUUGAUGAGGUUAGACCUCAAAAUGCUUAUUAAAAUGCACCAGCAGGACUUCAAGAAGAUAGGCUGGAAGUAUCCCAAGAUCAAACCUAGGAAGAAACCCAAGAAACCCCCAGUUCAUAAACCCUUAAUUUUUGAUGAAAAGCUGCUCAAAAAUUCAGAGGGUCUUUUCGACAUAGGCAUAGUGACAAAGCCGACUACAAAACUUCAUGAUAUAAUUGGUGAUACAAGCUAUGCAGCUUACGAGUUUAACAUAAGGGAUCCUGACGCCACGUAA